Erigeron canadensis is the source of this 747-nucleotide messenger RNA. RefSeq names its product tyrosine-protein phosphatase yvh1-like. Gene Ontology annotation, molecular function: protein tyrosine/serine/threonine phosphatase activity. Gene Ontology annotation, biological process: protein dephosphorylation. The transcript has a single exon. The record is from RefSeq and is a predicted model, not a curated record. NCBI's taxonomy places the organism in Eukaryota, Viridiplantae, Streptophyta, Magnoliopsida, Asterales, Asteraceae. The coding region runs from base 1 to 747 and encodes 248 amino acids.
AUGUUGCACUUGCACAAAAUUCGUGACAAUCUAUUUCUGGGAGACAUUAAUUCAGCGUCACAAGUACUUAUUGGAGGUGAAUAUGGCAGUAAAGAAAAAAUCACCCAUAUGUUAUCAGUUUGGGAAAAGCCUUCUAUGGAGUUUUUCACAGAACUGAUACCAGAUUAUUCUGUGGUCCCCUCCAAAGUAAUUCGUACGGUCUACACGGAGGAGUCGGGUUCAGAUAAAAAGAUACAUUAUGUGUUAGAGAAUGCAGGUCAUGAUCUGAACCUGGUGAGGAUGGCUGUACCUUUGAAAGACACCGAGGGUGCGAAUUUGCUCGAUAAUUUGGACGUUUGUUUGGAUUUUAUUGACCAGGCUAGGAAAAAUGGGUCGGUUUUGGUGCAUUGUUAUGCAGGUUUAUCGAGAAGUGCAUCUGUUAUCACGGCUUACUUGAUGAGAUCAGAACGGCUUUCUGCACAAGAUGCACUUGAGUCGUUACGCCAAAUCAAGCCGUAUGUAUUUCCUAAUGAUGGGUUUUUACAACAGUUGGCGAUGUUUGAAGAAAUGGGGUUCAAGGUUGAUCAUUCAAGCCCUGUUUAUAAACGCUUCCGUGGGAAGGUUUUAGGGCCAGGGGACGUCUUGAGUUUGUGGGCUCAAGACGUAUGGUGCAAAGUGUCUAGGCUAAUGCUGCCUACACCAGAUUGCAAAGAAGCGCCGAGUCAAGCACCCGAUGAGCCGACCCAACCUGAUAAACCGGACUUGUGA